Parnassius mnemosyne (clouded apollo) is the source of this 315-nucleotide messenger RNA. NCBI's taxonomy places the organism in Eukaryota, Metazoa, Arthropoda, Insecta, Lepidoptera, Papilionidae. The record is from the annotation of a GenBank genome assembly.
AUGGACCUAGAAAGUUACCGUAAUAUUUACCUAACAGAAUAUAAAUCAGAUGAUGAAGAAAACGUAUAUACGGAUUUUGGACUCACCGAUAUCGAGUAUUAUGAAAAUACAUCAAACAAAUUAAAGAAAGUGAUAAAAUACGUACGAAAAACUCAAACAAAACAAAGAGGUUUGCUUUUUGUCUAUCCUAAUGUGGACGACAUAUGUGAGUUGAAACAUGUUGCAGAUAUUGUGUCAGUUUUGCCGAAACCCACAAUAACACGUCGUGGCCAAAUAUCCUUCAGUAUUAAUAUCGGUAAAUUUAAUUUACAGUAA